UUUUCCAGCAAAAAUAUAGCACAUUAAUUGUGUUUUGUCAUUAUGAAGUUAUUGCUGUUUUUGCUUGGUUUUGCUGCUUUAGCAGCAGCUGUACCUAUUUCAAAUGAGGAAAAGACAUAUCCUCGGUUCAUUGAAUUCCCCGAUGGAGACGGUGUAAUGCACACGGUGGAUCUGGAAGCAGAACCAGACAUGGAACUUCUGGAAGAGAUUAACAGAAAUCCUGCCAAUAACCGUUAUCUUCUUUAUACUAGACGCAACUCCAGAGUUUCACAGACAUUAGUUAUUAACGAUGCCAACUCUGUUACGUCAUCGAACUUCAACGCACGCCUCCCCACCAUUGUUGUCGUUCACGGUUGGCUAAGCAAUCAAUUAACUAGUACGAAUACGGUAAUAAGAGACGCAUGCUUGAAGAAGAGCGAUGUUAAUGUGAUUGUCAUGGAUUGGAGGCGACUAGCAUCUUCUGAUUAUGCUACCGCGGUAAGGGGAGUGCCUGCGGUGGGCCGCGGGCUAGGACAGUUCCUGACUUUCCUCAACCGGGUGACAGGCGCACCAUUCAACACAAUGCACUUAGUUGGAUUCAGUUUGGGUGCUCAUGUUGUUGGAAACGCUGGCAGAGAAAUUGGAGGAAGAGCAGCUCGUGUUACUGGAUUGGACCCUGCUGGACCACUAUGGAAUACCAACUCAAACCGUCUGAGACCCAGUGACGGUGUUUAUGUCGAAGCUAUACAUACUGACGGUGGAACCGCAGGUCUGGGUAUUGGAUCAGCUGUUGCUAAUGCCGACUUCUUCCCUAAUGGUGGCAACUCACAACCGGGCUGUGUAACUAGUUUGUGCAAUCACAAUCGUGCUUGUGAACUGUUCGCUGCGACUGUCACCAACAAUCACCUUGUCGGUCGGCAAUGCUCCAGCACAUUACAAGUUUCUUUGAAUACUUGUACUGGCUCUAGAUUGAACAUGGGCAACGACAUUUUAACUAAAUCCGGAUCCGGAUUGUAUCGCGUGAACACAGGCAGAAGUCAUCCUUUCUAAGGUUUCAAUGAAUAAAUUUGAUGUAAUUACAAAAUAAAUGCUGGAAUAUUCACAA
Papilio machaon (common yellow swallowtail) is the source of this 1084-nucleotide messenger RNA. RefSeq names its product pancreatic lipase-related protein 2. The transcript has 6 exons. Lineage: Eukaryota; Metazoa; Arthropoda; Insecta; Lepidoptera; Papilionidae. Gene Ontology annotation, biological process: lipid metabolic process. Gene Ontology annotation, molecular function: lipase activity. The record is from RefSeq and is a predicted model, not a curated record. Bases 43 to 1029 code for a protein of 328 amino acids.